Messenger RNA from Dibothriocephalus latus, 504 nucleotides. The record is from the annotation of a GenBank genome assembly. NCBI's taxonomy places the organism in Eukaryota, Metazoa, Platyhelminthes, Cestoda, Diphyllobothriidea, Diphyllobothriidae.
AUGCGUCGAAUUGGCGCCGGUGUACAGGUGCGUCUCAACACGCCGAAAGAGCGUCCUUACGCAACUGCCUUUGUGGCUGGUUGGAUGGUUGCUGUUGUAAUUCAGUACUUGCAUCGUGUUUGUCGCUUUCCUGAAUACUUUAGUCUUCAGGCCACCACAAUCUUUGCGACAGACGAGGAAAUCCAGAAAGGCCAGUUGGUUAUUGUCUUCUUCCUAAAUCGUAAAUUGGACGUCCGGCAAGCCGCUGUUGAGACGUUCCUUAAACGUGAGCAUCUGAUCCCGUUCGAUAACGGCGAAGGUGUCAUCCACAUACCGCGCCCAGAAUUUUGGUCUGUGACUGGCGCCCGAGCUACAGGCAGGGUCAACGAGAUGAUCCGCAGCGAGAAGCGAGAAGUGAGACACACACAGAGACUCAUAUGGGAUUUGGAAACUACGCACGCGGAAGAAAGAACGGCAUAUAGCAAGACCCAGGAGCCAGAGUAUUCACUCCCUGAAAAUGAGUAG